Aspergillus candidus is the source of this 2503-nucleotide messenger RNA. Its product is annotated as aconitate hydratase ACO2. Gene Ontology annotation, cellular component: mitochondrion; cytosol. Gene Ontology annotation, biological process: tricarboxylic acid cycle. Gene Ontology annotation, molecular function: 4 iron, 4 sulfur cluster binding; aconitate hydratase activity. The transcript is spliced from 2 exons. Bases 28 to 2436 code for a protein of 802 amino acids. The record is from RefSeq and is a predicted model, not a curated record. Lineage: Eukaryota; Fungi; Ascomycota; Eurotiomycetes; Eurotiales; Aspergillaceae.
GUCAUUUCCUGCUUCAAGUCGAGAAUCAUGGUGAGGCAGCUUGUUUGGCAGCGGGCGACCGCUUCGCGUAGAUUGGCUCCGAAAUGCCUCUCCCCGCAACAUCUGUUUAGUCGCCGUGGCAUGGCCACGGAGGCCUCGUCGGCGUCGAAUCGCAUGCCUCCCUACCCGAAGAUCCUGAAAAACCUGGAGGAAGUCCGGCGCGUGCUGGGAUCAGGUCGUUCCCUGACCCUUGCGGAGAAGAUUCUCUACUCCCAUCUGGCGAACCCGGAAGAAUCCCUGUUGACGGGGACCGACAAUGGACGGGACAUCCGGGGGAAGGGCAAUCUGAAGCUCAAGCCCGACCGCGUGGCGAUGCAGGACGCGUCGGCGCAGAUGGCGCUGCUGCAGUUCAUGUCCUGCGGGCUGCCCUCGACGGCGGUCCCCGCGAGCAUCCACUGCGACCACAUGAUUGUUGGUGAACGUGGUGCGGAUACGGAUCUGCCCGCGUCGAUCAAGGGCAACAGUGAGGUGUUUGAUUUCUUAGAAAGUGCCGCCAAACGCUACGGGAUUGAGUUCUGGCCGCCUGGAGCGGGUAUCAUCCACCAGAGUGUUCUGGAGAACUACGCUGCACCGGGGUUGAUGAUGCUGGGUACGGACAGCCACACGCCGAACGCGGGUGGCCUUGGUGCCAUUGCGAUUGGUGUGGGUGGUGCCGAUGCGGUGGAUGCGUUGGUCGACGCUCCGUGGGAGUUGAAGGCCCCGCGCGUCCUGGGUGUGCGCCUGGAGGGCAAGCUGAACGGCUGGGCCACUCCCAAGGAUAUUAUCCUGCAUCUGGCGGGUAAGCUCACCGUGCGCGGUGGAACUGGGUUCGUCAUCGAAUACCACGGUCCGGGCCUUGAGUCCCUGAGCUGCACGGGACAGGCUACCAUCUGUAACAUGGGUGCGGAAGUGGGCGCCACUACGUCCGUGUUCCCCUUCUCCCCCGGCAUGGUGCCCUACCUGCAGGCUACGCACCGCGGGGAUGUGGCGGCUGCGGCCGCCAAGAUCGCUGCCUCGGGCCCCGGGAACCUCCUGCGGGCUGACGAUGGAGCCCAGUAUGACCAGGUCAUCACUAUUGACUUGUCGACGCUGGAGCCGCACAUCAACGGUCCCUUCACCCCGGACCUGUCGGUGCCGCUGUCGUCCUUUGCUGAUACUGUCCGCGAAAAGAACUGGCCGGAGACCUUUGGCGCCGGCCUUAUCGGCAGCUGCACGAACAGCUCCUACGAAGACAUGACGCGCGCGGAGGACCUGGUCAAGCAGGCGGCUGCAGCCGGCCUGGAGCCUGCGGCCGACUUCUUCAUCACCCCCGGCAGUGAACAGAUUCGCGCCACUCUGGACCGCGACCAGACGCUGUCGACCUUCCGCUCAGCGGGCGGCACCGUGCUGGCCAACGCCUGUGGCCCUUGCAUCGGACAGUGGAAGCGCACUGACGACGUGGCCAAGGGGCAGGACAACGCCAUCUUCACGUCCUACAACCGUAACUUCCCCGGCCGCAACGACGGCAACCGCAAGACCAUGAACUUCCUGGCCUCUCCCGAGCUGGUCACGGCCCUGGCGUACUCCGGGAAGACGACCUUCAACCCGAUGACGGACAGUCUGAAGACGCCGGAUGGCAAGGAGUUCCGUUUCCAGGCGCCCACCGGCUCGUCUCUCCCGGCCGAUGGCUUUGCCGACGGCAACCCGUCCUUCAUGCCCACUGCGGCCGUCCCCGACGCGACUGCCGAGGUCGCCGUGUCGCCGACGUCAGACCGCCUGGCGCUGCUGGAGCCGUUUGCUCCCUUCCCCGCGGGCGAGCUGUCGGGCCUGAAGGUGCUCUACAAGGUCAAGGGCCAGUGCACGACCGACACGAUCUCGGCCGCCGGCCCAUGGUUGAAGUACAAGGGCCAUCUCCCCAACAUCUCGGCCAACACGCUGAUCGGUGCCGUCAACGCCGCGACGGGCGAGACCAACGUCGCCUACGACGAGGCCGGCAAGCCGCACGGGAUCCCCGAGCUGGCCGAGCAGUGGAAGGCCGCCGGCCAGGAAUGGCUCGUGGUCGCCGAGGACAACUACGGCGAGGGCAGUGCGCGCGAGCACGCCGCCCUGCAGCCGCGCUACCUGGGCGGUCGCGUCAUCGUCUCGAAGAGCUUCGCGCGCAUUCACGAGACCAACCUCAAGAAGCAGGGUGUGGUGCCGCUGACGUUCGAGAACCCGGCCGACUACGAUCGCAUCGAUGCCUGCGACCAGGUCGACACGGUGGGUCUGUACGAUACGCUCCAGGCGGGCGGACAGGGCUCGGUGCAGCUGCGCGUGCAGAAGCGGACUGGCGAGACCUUCACCAUCCCCGUUCGACACACCUUGAGUCCGGACCAGAGUGCUUUCGUGUUGGCUGGUAGUGCGUUGAACCUUCUGGCGAAGAACGCGCAGAAGAACUGAGUUUGGAUCUCUUUGUGUUAGACUAGAUGUACAUACGUAGAUAUAUCCUAUAAAAGCGGGAGUGUUU